AUGGGUGAUUCGCUUGUACACCCAACCCGAAAGAUCCUGCUUGCCGCCACAACAGGAGGCUUCACGCAUGCUUCGCCUGUAUUUGAAAUCGGCCGGGCUCUCGCUGAGAGAGGCCACACCAUUGAAUUCGCGACGUUGGACGGUCAAGGGCAUUGGACCAAGGACUAUGAAUUCGUCUCCAAGAUUCACUUCCUGGGCCCCUAUGCGACUGAGGAGCAGCUAGACGCGCAUUACUUGCGCAUGCGGUCGUGGGACAUUUCACAAGGCAUCGGAGGCGCAAUGGGAUCCAAGUACUUGUUUGAUUCCUUUUGGCCACAGACCUACCACGGGCUAAAAGCCAUCAUGCAGGACCCGACUAGACGACCGGAUAUGAUCAUUGCCGAUUUCUUCGUUGAUGCGGUAAAAGAUAUCAUGGUCGAGUAUAAGAUACCCAUUGCUAUCGUCGGGCCGCAAAUGCCCAUCCUCCAGAUGCCCUGCUCGUAUAUCCCGGGCCAGCCUGGGUUCCAGUUACAAGGGACGCUGACCUCGGAGACAGCAUCGCUAUGGCUGCGCUUGAAGAAUGAGCUGACAGUCAUCAAGGCCCUGUUUCAGAUCAUCAAAUGGGUGCGGUGGACCACGGCCAUGCGCAAACGCGAAGGAGUGAAUUAUCCACCGCAUAGUAUCAAAAAACCCAACUAUCUCGUUUUCGUGAACUCAUUCUUCGGCCUGGAGAUCCCUCGCGAUCUGCCCCCGACGGCGGCCGUAGUCGGACCGCUCAUCAGUGACACAUAUCCUCCAUUAGACGCCGAGUAUGAGACUUUCCUGUCCCGCCACAAGUCAGUCAUAUACAUUGCGCUUGGUACUCACGUCAUUCUGUCCAACAAAGACGUAGUGAAGGUUAUCACCGGUAUACUUCCUCUGAUCGAAGAGAAAUUAAUCGACGGCGUGAUCUGGGCAGUGAGUAAGAGCGGCCGGCAGGACUUUGAGCUUGAAACAACCUUUACCACCACACAGGGGACCAUUCGACUAGGCGACUUGGUAGAAGGCCGCCACCCAGACUGGAUGUUUUCAUUCUUUGUGCCACAGCGUGCUGUUUUGGAGCACAGGUCGACCAAGCUCUACUUCACGCAUGGUGGAGGCUCCAGCGCCAACGAGGGCCUCUACCACGGCAAAAGCAUGUUGACGAUGGGCAUAUUCAGCGACCAAAUUGCCAACAUGGCGCGCCUAGUUGGUGGCGGAGUGGCCGAGCCACUCGACAAAUUCCAUUUCACAUCCGACGAAGUACACGCCAAAGCCAAAAAGCUCGUGCUCGACAAAGACGGUCUGUACAGUCGCAAUUCCCUGUGGCUGCAGCGCAUUGCGCAUGUGGCUGCGCGCCGCAAAUACCAUGCUGCCGAUCUUGUUGAGGAGCUUAUGUAUGAUAACGAAUUGCGCUUCCAGGAUGGACGUGAGUUGCGGCCCAUGCACCUGCAGACGGCUGACAUGCGCAUGCCCAUGUACAAGGCUAAGAACUGGGAUUUGUAUGCAUUCAGCUUCCUGGGACUGGCUACGGUGACAGGGUCGACUGUGGUUGUUAGCAACUUGUUGUGGACGCAUCGCGCGUCUUUAUUUCAGAUGGUUCAGUCGGCACUGUCUUAUGCCCAGGAUGUUGUUAGAAAGUAG
This is a messenger RNA of Talaromyces atroroseus, 1641 nucleotides long. RefSeq lists its product as hypothetical. Gene Ontology annotation, molecular function: UDP-glycosyltransferase activity. The transcript has 2 exons. The record is from RefSeq and is a predicted model, not a curated record. NCBI's taxonomy places the organism in Eukaryota, Fungi, Ascomycota, Eurotiomycetes, Eurotiales, Trichocomaceae. The coding region runs from base 1 to 1641 and encodes 546 amino acids.